AUGAAGCACAUGACCCCACGCAGCCUGAUGCCCAGCCGGCGAGCUGGUUCGUUGCGCCACACGACCUCACCCUCGUUUUCUCCCGCAACGCUGCUCUCCCUCCACCGGAGCAGCAGCUUCAGCCGAAGAUGGAGCACCUUCAACAACGGGCUGGUCGAGGGCUUCCCCGGUGCUGUGGGCAACACCCCCCUCAUCAAGUUGCGAGGAUUGAGCGAGGAGACCGGGUGCGAGAUCUUGGGCAAGGCCGAAUUCAUGAACCCUGGCGGGAGUGUGAAAGACCGAGCGGCGCUGUACAUUGUGCGCGAUGCCGAAGAGAGGGGUCUCCUCACCAAGGGCGGCACCGUGGUGGAAGGAACCGCCGGCAACACCGGAAUUGGUUUGGCGCACAUCUGCAAGGCGCGAGGCUACAAGUGCAAGAUAUUCAUGCCCAACACGCAGUCGCAGGAGAAGAUCGACCUCCUACGAUCCCUCGGUGCCGAGGUCAUCCCCGUCCCCGCCGUGGCCUACGAUAAUCCGGCCAAUUACAACCACCAGGCGCGAGACUUUGCCCAGGCCACCCCGAACUGCGUGUGGACGGACCAGUUCGACAACGUGGCCAACCGCUACGGCCACUUCUCCACCACGGGACCCGAGAUCUGGUUCCAGACGCAGCACAAAGUCGACGCCUUCACCUGCUCGACCGGUACAGGAGGGACCCUGGCCGGUGUCGGCCUCUUCCUCAAGCAAAAGAAGCCCUCCAUCAAGAUUAUCCUAGCCGACCCUCCGGGAUCCGUCCUCUAUUCGUACGUGAAGGAGGGGAAGUUGGAGCGAGAGGGCAGCUCGAUCACGGAGGGCAUCGGACAGGGCCGCAUCACCAAGAACCUCAAGGACGCGCCGAUCGACGACGCCAUACAGAUCCCCGACGAAGAAACAAUGAGCAUGUUCUUCCGCCUGCUGGACGAAGAGGGCCUGUUUGUGGGCGCGUCGGCUGCGCUCAAUGUGGUGGCGGCCGUGAAGGUGGCCAAGAAACUGGGGCCUGGCCACACGGUGGCGACGGUGCUGUGCGACGGUGCGCAGCGGUACUACUCGCGGCUGCUCAACAAAAAGUGGCUCGACGAGAAGAAGCUCCUCCACACCCUUCCUGACAAGUACCUCCAAUUCCUCCAUUGA
Acanthamoeba castellanii str. Neff is the source of this 1149-nucleotide messenger RNA. RefSeq names its product cysteine synthase. Gene Ontology annotation, cellular component: cytoplasm. NCBI's taxonomy places the organism in Eukaryota, Discosea, Longamoebia, Acanthamoebidae. Gene Ontology annotation, molecular function: cysteine synthase activity. The record is from RefSeq and is a predicted model, not a curated record. The coding region runs from base 1 to 1149 and encodes 382 amino acids. The transcript is spliced from 9 exons.